AUGGAGUCGACGACGUCCGCAGAUCUCGAGACCCUCGCCGCCGAGAAGUCGGAGAUCCAAGCACAGGAGAUCCAGGACCAAGACCCGAAAGUGCAUUCACUGGCCGCCAAUGGCUCUGAUGAGUCCCACCGUGGGGUGAAGCGCGCCGCAGAGGACAACGACAACGACAACGAAGAUGACGAUGGUCAGGACGCCGAUGCGCCCAAUGAUGUCGAGAUCAAGACGGGAGACGAGCCGGUCCAGCCGUUGUCCAAGAACCAGCAGCGCAAGCUCAAGCGCCGCAAGCUCUGGGAGGACAAGAGGGAGGAUCGCAAGCACAAGCGGAAGGAGAAGCGCCACAACCAGCAGGAGCGCAAGCGCCUCGAGCGUGAGGCCGAGAUCGAACAGGCUGCCAAGGAGGGCCGCGCUCCCGUUCUACAGCACCGCCAACGCGACCGCGAUCCCACCAAGAAGACCCAGGUCCCGGUCGCCAUCAUCCUAGACUGCCAGUACGAAAAUUAUAUGCACGAAAAUGAGAUGAUCUCCCUCUCUAGUCAGGUCACGAGGUCAUAUUCCGACAACCGGACCGCCAGGAAUCCCGCCCACCUGUAUGUCAGCUCAUUCGGCGGGACUAUGAAGGAGAGGUUUGACACCACCCUGGGUGCCCAGUACGAGAAAUGGAAGGGCGCUCAUUUCGUCGACUGUGAUUUUGUCGAGGCCGGUAAGGCGGCCAAGGAGCUCAUGGAGGGCCCUCAGGGGGGUACCGUCAUCGAGGUCCUGCAGUCACAAGAAUCUGGCGACUCUCUGACCUUGACACACCCCGAACCAGAUGCCAAGGCCAAGAGGAAGAACGCCCUCCCUGAGCCUGAACCCGAGCCAGAGGAUGUCGACAAAUCUAUUGUCUACCUCACUGCUGACUCGCCCUACAUACUCGAGCGUCUCGAGCCGAAUACAAGCUACGUGGUUGGCGGCAUCAUCGACCGCAACCGGCACAAGGGGCUCUGCUACAAGGUCGCGCGGGAACGGAAAGUUCGCACGGCCAAGCUUCCCAUCGGCGAGUAUAUGGUCAUGCAGGACCGGCAUGUCCUCGCUACAAAUCACGUUGUCGAGAUUAUGCUGCGCUGGCUGGAGCUCGGUGAUUGGGGCGCCGCCUUUAUGCAGGUAAUUCCGAUGCGGAAGGGAGGUAAAUUGAAGGACGACGCAGAAGGAUCUGUGGCAGCUCCUGAGAGUGUGGAGCAAGACGGUGCCAAAGACGGUCUUGUAGAAGCCGCCGAGCCGAGUGAAGCCACGGAAGCGACAGCGAGCUGA
Messenger RNA from Neoarthrinium moseri, 1287 nucleotides. RefSeq lists its product as uncharacterized. Gene Ontology annotation, biological process: tRNA N1-guanine methylation. Bases 1 to 1287 code for a protein of 428 amino acids. The record is from RefSeq and is a predicted model, not a curated record. The transcript has a single exon. Gene Ontology annotation, molecular function: tRNA binding. NCBI's taxonomy places the organism in Eukaryota, Fungi, Ascomycota, Sordariomycetes, Amphisphaeriales, Apiosporaceae. Gene Ontology annotation, cellular component: nucleus.